Molecule: messenger RNA, 1632 nt
Organism: Haplochromis burtoni (Burton's mouthbrooder)
Lineage: Eukaryota; Metazoa; Chordata; Actinopteri; Cichliformes; Cichlidae
Product: kinesin-like protein KIN-14E
Exons: 11
Coding region: 229-1545 (438 amino acids)
Biological process (GO): microtubule-based movement
Molecular function (GO): microtubule binding; ATP binding; microtubule motor activity
Source: RefSeq, a predicted model, not a curated record
GUGCAUGGGUGAUAUUCAGGUUUAGAAAGGUGCUCUACAGAGGACAAAUUUGCAUUGCGGGUAGUCAGGAGGUUUAAGUUAAGUUACACACUUUACUUUAAAGGUUUUCUUAUAUUUUACAGGUCAGAGAAAUACAACUCAAAUCUGUCUCUAUUGCAAGAAACAGUGAAGGAAAUUGAGGUCUGUCAAAUCGCUUUAGGCUGCAUUAAAAAUGGAGAGAGCCCUGUGAUGAAUGACUGUGCAGUUUCAGAACUGGAGGAUAUCCUGGGUCAGGAGGCAAGCCAAACCACGGGUGGAGUUAAGAGUGCCGGUCAGCAGCUUCUAUUGCUGCAGGAUCAGCUGAAGCAAGAAAAAGAAGAGAAAAAGAAAAUAAUUGAGAACUACACUUCAGAAAGGACCCUGAGGAAAAAAUAUUACAAUAUGGUUGAAGAUAUGAAAGGUAAAAUUAGAGUGUUUUGUCGGAUUCGCCCUGCGAGCCGAGCCGAAGCUGCGCAGGGUGGCGCCAUCGUUGUGGAAAAAAUAGAUGAAUACUCUGUCACCGUAGAAACCCCUCGUGGACCAAGGGAGUUUCAGUUUGACAAGGUGUUCAGUGCUGAAGCCUCUCAGGAAGACUUGUUUCAUGACACCAGCAGGCUGAUCCAGUUAGCUAUCGACGGUUACAACGUUUGUGUCUUUGCAUAUGGCCAGACGGGCUCAGGGAAGACCUUCACUAUGGUUGGGGACAAGGAACAGAAGAAUCCCGGGAUCAUCCCGAGAGCUUUCAAUGCCAUGUUUGAUAUCAUGCGCGAGAACAGCUCUAAAUUCAGUUUUAAGGUUUCAGCCUAUAUGCUAGAGCUCUACAAUGACAGGCUGCAGGACCUCUUUGCGAGCCAGGCUGGUGAGGCCCACGUACACACUCAAUCCCAUGGCCAGGCCAGGCGGGUGGAGAUCAAGAGGAACAGAAAGGGAGUUGUGUUCGCCCAAGGAGCAGAGACAAAAGAGGCUUCCAGUGCCCAGGAGCUCUACGCUCUGUUCCAGCAGGCCUGCGCAAACCGACACAUCUCUGCCACCAAGAUGAACGUGGAGAGUUCCCGCUCUCAUCUUAUUGUUGGCAUCAUGGUGGAGAGCAGGAAUCUGACAAAUGGGAGUGUAAGCAGUGGGAAGCUGAGCCUUGUAGACCUGGCAGGCAGUGAGCGAGCAGCCAAAACAGGUGCCAAGGACCACCAGCUGAAGGAGGCAAACUCCAUUAACAAGUCUUUGAGUGCACUGGGUGAUGUGAUCUCAGCUUUAUCUGCUGAACUGCCCCAUGUGCCAUACAGGAAUAGCAAGCUAACACAGGUGAUGCAAGACUCUUUGGGUGGAAAUGCUAAAACUCUGAUGAUCGUCAACACCUCUCCUACAGAAUACAAUCUUGACGAGACGCUCACAUCUCUUAUUUAUGCAACAAGAGUGAAGGCCAUAACCAACAACGCUCAGAGAAAUGUGGAAAGCAAAGAGAUUGCCCAGCUGAAAGAGGUGAUCAUGAAACUGAGAUCUGGGCAGAGCGUGGAAGAGGAAGAUGUUUGAACCGUUCUGCGUCGUAAUAGUGAAUAAAGUUAUGAGUAAAGAUUGUUAGAGAUGUUCACAUAUUAAUUUAGCCAUAAUUAGUUGGAC